AAAAAAAAAUGCGAUUAAGCCUUUGUCCUUUAAAAUAAUCAUUUAGCUAUUACUUGUGCCCGGUCAAUCUAAAUUCCUCUUAAUAUAAAUUGGAUGCAAAGUGGUAUUGAGCACACAUAUGGCAACAAUGAGAUUGAAUAAGGACACGCAGAAGGAACUGACCAGACUGACCGUGGUAUUACUGAUGGUUUUAGCAGCAGCGAGCCAAGCCCUGCCCGGCUGCCCGAACUCCUGCGGAAGUGUUUCAUCAAUUCCGUAUCCAUUCGGCGUCGGCUCUUCAUCCGUCACCGGUGAAAACUGUUUUCUGGAGGGAGAAUUGGAGCUCAGAUGCACAAACUCAACCUUAUAUCACGGCGACGGUAACGUCCAAAUUCUGAACAUAAGCCUCGCCGGUAAACUGGACAUGCUCGCCUUCAUCUCCGAGGUCUGCAAAAACGAAUUGUUAGGUGGAGUAGAAACACAUGGCAACGAUCCCUUUCUCAGAACACCAGCCUUCGCCAUUUCUAGCGAGGAUAACAAGUUCGUGAGCGUAGGCUGCGACACCUACGGCUAUCUCAACAGUUUCCGCAACGGCACAGAAUCUUCCACGGGGUGCUUGACCAGAUGCGACACCUUAGAGAGCGUCCAAAGCAUGCAGAGAAGCGGAAACUGCACCGGCAUAGGGUGUUGCCAGGUCGACAUUCCUCCUGGCAUGAAGAACAUCACUUUUCAAGCUUUCUCCUUCAACAAUUUCAAUUCCACUUCCGAUUUCAACAAGUGUGGCUACUCCUUCGUCGUCAAAAACGGCAACUACACCUUCUCCGUCGACCAUUUAAACGGCGUCCCGUUCACUAUGUCACCCCUUGUCAUGGAUUGGAGCGUUGGAAACGACACGUGCGAAGCCUCCGAGCUCAGAGCAGAUUAUGCAUGCAAGAGUCCUUAUAGCGACUGUGAGAACUCGCCGUUUGAAUAUGGUUACCGAUGCAACUGUAAACCAGGGUUUCAGGGAAACGCGUACCUUCUCGAUGGUUGCCAAGACUUUCCUGAGUGUAGUAAUAACAAACACAAUUGCGAUAGUAAAGAUCAUUGUCGUGAGACUCCGGGUUCCUUUGAAUGUUUCUGUCCUGACGGACUUAUCGGAAAUGGGACAAAAGAAGGCGGAGGAUGCCACCCAAAGCAGCCGGCCGAUGCUUUUACGAAGAUCGUCAUCGGUGCAAGUGUAGGAUUAAUUGCCCUUUUCAUAGGGAUUUCUUGGUUGUACUUGAUGUACCAAAAAAGGAAAGUCUUAAAAUUGAAGCAGAAGUUUUUUCAGCAGAACGGAGGCAUCAUUCUGAGACAACAACUCGCCACAAGAGAAGACUCAUCUCAGACCACUACAAUUUUUAGUGCAGAAGAACUUAAGAAAGCCACCAACAAUUUUGAUGAGAGCUUAAUCAUAGGUAAAGGAGGUUAUGGUACAGUUUUCAAAGGAGUUCUCUCAAACAACAAAGUUGUAGCAAUCAAAAAGUCCAAAAUAGUGGAUCAGAGCCAGGUGGAACAAUUCAUCAAUGAGGUCAUUAUACUGUCACAGAUAAACCAUAGGAAUGUGGUCAAACUCUUGGGAUGUUGUCUAGAGACAGAAGUUCCUUUACUGGUCUAUGAAUUUGUUAAUAAUGGCACCCUUUUUGAUUAUUUACAUAACCAAGGUCAGGGAGUCAAUGUUUCAUGGAAAACGCGUCUAAGGAUAGCUACAGAAGCAGCUGCAGCUCUAUCAUAUUUGCACUCAGCAGCUUCCAUACCUAUCAUCCACAGAGAUGUGAAGACUGCUAACAUACUCUUAGAUGACACUUACACUGCCAAAGUUUCUGACUUUGGAGCUUCAAGAUUGGUUCCACUUGACCAAACUGAAAUAGCUACAAUUGUGCAAGGAACCUUUGGGUAUUUAGACCCGGAGUACAUGCAAUCAAGCCAGUUGACUGAAAAGAGCGAUGUUUAUAGCUUUGGAGUGGUUCUUGUAGAGCUGCUAACGGGGGAUAAACCUUUCUCUUUUGACAGGGCAGAAGAGAAACAGAGUCUUACAGUUUACUUUCUGCGUAGCUUGAAAGAGGAUCGUUUAUUUGAUAUCCUUCAACUAGGUCUUUUAGAUAAAGAAAACCAGCAAGAUAUUAUGCAGGUUGCUAUUCUUGCUGCCAGGUGCCUAAGACUUAUAGGGGAGGAAAGGCCUAGCAUGAAGGAAGUGACAAUGGAAUUAGAAGGAAUAAAGCUUAUAGAGAAACACCCUUGGAUCAAUACAGGAAAAAACUUUGAAGAGAGUCAAUACUUGCUUCACGAGGCACAAAGCAAUUAUGAACAUGGUGAUAGUAGUAGUGGCCAACAAGGAUAUGAUAGCUUGAGAGAACUUGAACUAAUUGACUUUGGUAAUGGAAGAUGAUCAAUGAACAUGACACAACAUGUAUUUUCACUUCAUUUUAUUUCAAUGAACAUAUUUCUUCAA
This is a messenger RNA of Vigna unguiculata (cowpea), 2452 nucleotides long. Its product is annotated as putative wall-associated receptor kinase-like 16. Gene Ontology annotation, molecular function: ATP binding; protein serine/threonine kinase activity. NCBI's taxonomy places the organism in Eukaryota, Viridiplantae, Streptophyta, Magnoliopsida, Fabales, Fabaceae. Gene Ontology annotation, cellular component: plasma membrane. Gene Ontology annotation, biological process: cell surface receptor signaling pathway; protein phosphorylation. The record is from RefSeq and is a predicted model, not a curated record.